AAUGUAUGGCUUAAAUCACAAACAGAAGCCAUCCCGUACAAGGCCAAUGUCUUGGCAACCACAAGCUGCAGUCUCAGUCCCCUCUGCCACAGCUAACAAUAGGUCUAGAUCUAGUAUAGCCCAUGAAAACAUGACAAAAAGCCAAAUGUCUUCUGAACCAAUGGCUCAAAGAGACGUGUAUAGGCUGGCUGAGACAAAUUUUAGUGGUACGCAAUCUAUGAUGGACGUACGACGAAUGGAGCAUUAUGCUAAUCAGUCGUACACAUCCUCUUCGGCUUUAUGGAAUAGCCAACGAUCAUAUAGACCAGUUCAAUUUGAUCAGCCCAAGAAAAGGGAGGAUUUAGCUAGAUCUAGUCCCGAUUUGAGAUUAGAGGAUCUUGAACCCCCUCCUGUACCAAUUCGAAAUCACUCGCUGAAUCAUACUAAUCACGAGCGUCAACAAUCCUGGCCUGUAGGUCCAAAUCAGAGGCAGUUCCACCCCAGAUUGGAAACCCACUCUGAAGUGGAUUCCAGUAUAUUAGACGAGGUAUUGUUGGAGAAUAGAAAGAAAAUAGAAAACAGAGAAGGUCUGCGUCAUUCUGAUGUUCGAAAUAUACAUGAAAAUUCUCAAGCCAAUCAAACGGCCAUGUUAAGACAGUUGACAAGGAACAUUUAUACAGACUAUAUUAAUGCCGAGUCGAUUACGGAUAUGAAUAGGAAGGCAGUAGCGCGAGCAAGCAUGAAAAGGGCUUACGGAACCCAAGAGGAUAUAGAUACAAGACGAGUAUUACCGCUCUCGUCAAGCAGACGUUCAUUGGGUGUCGAUCAAGCCAGAGCACCCGAUUCGCAAGUUAAGGCUACUGUAACCAGAUCUACGUCAGAAACGAAAUUGACAAGAGAACAGAGAUUUGAAGCGGCCAGAAGAGAUCAUGAAGAGAUUAUGGAAAGAGAAAAAAUGAAAAGAGACGGAGAACAGAGACUCAGAGCGCCAAAACAUCAUAAAAGAAGCGAUCCUGGUGCAGCUCGAAAAUCGUCAUCAAAUAAUCACGAAUUUUCAAAGUCUGAUCCAGUUGUUCAACAUCCACUAACUGUGGAAACACGGCAAAAACGUCUUUCGUCUUCUUCUUCCAAACGAUCUUCUAGAUCGUCCAAAAAUUUCGAAGAUUCAACACCUUCGGAUAAUGGAAAACAACUUCCCUAUUUAGAAACUCACCUACCAUCCUCUCCAUUGGAUAAGUCAUUUUCUUCUUCUUCAACGAACGCCAUAUCCCCCCACGUUCCGGAAGCAGAUUACGAGCAGGAACAGUCUAUUAGGCCUUCACAGUCUGUACCGGGUAACCUGCAACCUUCCCAACCGCCAUCUUGUCUAAACAUGAAUCCUGCAGUCAGCUCGAUGCUUCUACAAAAAAAUAGCGAACAAGUUAAUUCAAGCGCAGAUGAAGAAAAAAUUCCGCCCAUUCCUCCUCGAAAUUAUAGGAAUUACGAAAAUCCUUACAUCGAAAAAUCGACCUCGAAAAUCCAAAAUGAAAUACCUAAGCAGAUGGCCGCUUCCCGUGCACCAUAUUUGAUUGAAAAACCAUUUGGCCUAUCUACAACGAAUAUUCGACCUGAAAUAUCUGAGUUGGACUCGAAACUAUUAAACACCUUUCUAGACGAUGAACAGGAUGACAGUCUACAUGAUUAUAGUGCCCAAUUAAGAAGGAGUGCAAAAUAUUGUGUAAUUACCUCGAAAAAACCGGCUCAAGCACAUAAUAAUCCUUCUAUUUCUAUUCCUCAAUCUACUAAUGUUUCUUCAAUUACCAACAUAGCUACAGUUACUCAAUCAAAUAGCUCUGCUCCCCAACCCCUGAGAAAGGAGAAUUAUUUUCAAAAUUGCAUGAAUUUGGCCGCCACUAAGGAAUCUUCUCCAGAAUCCAUAGCGACAACAACACCGUCCACAAUUCCACCUAAUAGUUCAGUAACUGAUACGUCACCGGAAACGUCAGAGCCACCCCCUCUACCACCACCCAUGGAUGAGUUACCUUCAUCGCCUUCACGACAAGAUAACGAAUUAACAGUGAGAAAAUUAUCGUUUGAUUCUCCGGAACAUUGUGCAAACAGUCAAAGUUCAAACCUUGUUAUGGACGAAUCAAAACCUCCGCAGAGGAAACAAAAUGCUGGAUCUUUUACAUUCAAGUCAUCCGUUCAACCAGUUUUACCCGACAGAAGAAAUUCACGAAGUGAGAUAGAGAUGCCACAUAUAGAGGAGAAAUCGAGACAGAUUGUUCAUCCAUGGCAAUCUAAGCCUAAAGAAAACGGAGAAACGGAAGUUAACUUAAAAGAUACAACCGAUUCGAAUCCAAAGGUCAUUAAAAAAGAUCUAAAACUUCGUCAGAGAUCUAAGGAGGAAGUUGAAUGUGAGCAGCACAUAGCCGCUGUUAUUAAACGAGCCGAGCGUGAUGGAUUAAAUGUUCUCUCAAAGAGUUUAGAAAUAUCCAAAUCUUUGGCAGGAGAUGUUCUAGCAUCUAUUGUAUCGCCAGAACUAUCACAAAGCAUCAAAGAUCGAAGAAAAUUAACCAUCAACUCGCCAGCGGCCAUGUCUUUCCUUAACUCUACAGAGUCCAUACAAUCACUUUGCUCCCAUGUCGUCGAAGUUGUGGUUAGGAAGAUAUCGUCGUUAGAACGUCAAAUUAAAGAUAUCGAAGAUGCUAUUAUACUCAACAAAAGCGCAACUGACAACUUAAUAAGAGAAUUCGAAGAAAAUCUGAUCUGUUCAACUAGAGCUAAAUCGCAUCUUCAGAGUGUUGAUAGAGUAAUAAAUGUCGCCACAAUGUUGUCGAAGAAGCUAUCCGCAGCCGAAGCCGCAGCAAUAGAGGAUUCUGGUGAAAAGAAACGACGCGAUGCAGCAGCAGAGAAAAUGGAUGAGGUUACUAUCUUAGCAGAAGAUUUAAGAACUAAAGGAUUACAGAGAGUAAAACAAGUUCUAGGUGCCCAUUACUCUGAGGAUACUGUGGAAAAGUUCGAACAGUGCAUUCAUGAAAGAAUAUUACUAUCCGUUCAUAAACAGCAAUUAAACGACGAAAUCGAAUUAUCCGAAUCGCAGCAAGUUGCUUUGGAGAACUGCUAG
Molecule: messenger RNA, 3085 nt
Organism: Dimorphilus gyrociliatus
Lineage: Eukaryota; Metazoa; Annelida; Polychaeta; Dinophilidae
Source: the annotation of a GenBank genome assembly